CAGGGGAGCUUCGGGGCACGGAGCUGGCAAGAAUCCGCGGGGGAACUGGCAGGAGGACGGUCCUGUCACCGCUCAGGGGGAAUUAGGAGGGGGGCACGGCAGUGGGGACACAGCCCUGUCACCCCUUCGUGGGACUGAGACCCACGCAACAGGGCAGAGCAUGAGUUUGGCCAGUCCACGGUUCCCCCACACUGGGGAAAAACCCUCAGGGGAGCAAUGGGAGUCCCACAGCCAUGGGGAGCUGUCACAGCUUCCACUUCAGGGCGGCCCCACACGCAGCUGUCCCACCCCGGGUCACCCCCAGGUGGGACCCCCUGGAUGCCCAGGCUCACCUGGCUCCCUGUCCCCCGCAGCAAACGGUGGCGGGACCACUGCCCACUGGCUGGAUGCCGACUACCUCUUCAGCAGCGAUGCUGCCCACCCCGACACUCGCAGCAUACACGAGAGUCUCAGUUACCUGGAGGGCAGAGCCACGGUCUUUCACUCCUGUUACCUCUCAGUGUGUGCGAGCACCCGAGCUGCAGAGAGGCCCGCGGUGAUUCUGGGCCACUUCGUCCUGCCCCCUGCCUGCCUGCAUGAAGAAAUCAGAAGGAAAAUUGGCCGGUUUAUUUGGGAGAAGACAGAUGCCAUUGAAGAACAGCCCAGCGAAAAUCCUACAGAGGAACAAGAAGCAGCAACAAAUGGCUGUGAGGAAAAAUCAGAGGAGGAAGUGCUAGACCUGGCUGAGAGUGAAGAAACAGACUCUGAAGCACCUGCCCAGGGAGAACUUCCAUAUCGUGCCCUCCAGGAAUACCCAGUAAAUAACAUGGUGACAGGCUAUGCCUCUGCACGGGACAUGAAGAAAUAUGAGGGGGAACUCCAUGACUUUAUCCCUGGCACCUCAGGCUAUGCAGCGUACUGGGUUCAAAGCAAGUGCAGCAUUUACUGCGAGAAGACCAAAAUGAAGAGGAAAUGGUAAGAAACAGGUGGCUGGAGCAGCAAAAACUUCAAUGUAAGAGCUGCAGGAUGAUUUAUAAAUUAUGCAACUGCAGCUCAGAGCAUUCAAUGUUAUUUAAGUACUGACUACAGUUAUAGCAGUAAUUACUUAAACUAAAUUUCACAACAAACAUAAAUACAGACAUUUUCUCCCAAAACACAUAUAUUUUCUUUUUAUUGUGGGGCGGGGGGGUGGUUUAAGCUCUGCUUUAACUAGUUUAAGCAAGUUUUUCUUGAAGGGACAAUCCAAGGUCUCCUCUCUUUCAUUUAGUCAAGGAAUUCUAAGACUUUUCCCUUUCAUUUAAGCACUUGGAAGUGACCAAUAGGGUUGCAAAAAGCAACUUUUAUUAUGGUACAGUCUGAUCCUCGGGCUGUUCACUUGGAGGAAGCACAGGAAAACCUAGGACAGGCUCCCACGAGCUCCAAGGAGCCACCAUGGUUGUUCUCCCACUGCCCCAAAGGCAGGAGAGCCUCUAAA
Molecule: messenger RNA, 1453 nt
Organism: Serinus canaria (Common canary)
Lineage: Eukaryota; Metazoa; Chordata; Aves; Passeriformes; Fringillidae
Gene: TERB2
Product: telomere repeat binding bouquet formation protein 2
Exons: 6
Coding region: 161-958 (265 amino acids)
Biological process (GO): meiotic attachment of telomere to nuclear envelope; homologous chromosome pairing at meiosis
Cellular component (GO): nuclear inner membrane
Source: RefSeq, a predicted model, not a curated record